AUGAGCGUGAACGGAUUCUCGGCUAUCGUCGAUGGCCCUUUGGCCCAGUAUCUCCAGAUUUCCGCGAAAAUUGGCGGAGAUGUCGGCGAGCACUCGAAAAUGGUCCGGGAGGCUUUUGGGGCCCAGUUGCAGUACGUCCGGCUAGCCAGCGAAUCGGCUCAACCCGCCCAAAACCAACUUGGGGGCCUCCUCAAGCCCACCAGCGACAAAAUCAGCGAGAUCCAGAGCUAUCGUGAGAAGCACCGCACUUCGCAGUACUUCAACCAUCUCUCAGCUAUCAGUGAGAGCAUCCCUGCAUUGGGAUGGGUCACAGUGAGCCCAGCUCCUUCACCUUAUGUGAAGGAGAUGAACGAUGCAGGGCAGUUUUAUACGAAUAGGGUGCUGAAGGACUGGAAGGAAAAGGAUAAGAAUCAUGUGGAAUGGGUUAAGGCCUGGGUUCAGACAUUGAGCGAGCUGCAGGCUUAUGUCAAGCAGUAUCAUACUACUGGGUUGGUCUGGUCAGGUAAGGGGGCAGCAAAGGGGGCCGCCCCGCCGCCGCCGCCCGGCUGCCCGCCUCCCCCUCCGCCCGUCGUCGACUUCGACCUGGGCGGCGCUGGAGACGCCUCCCUGGACCGGUCGGCGCUAUUCGAGCAGAUCAACCGCGGCCAGGACAUCACGAGAACUCUCAAGAAGGUCACCUCCGACAUGCAGACACACAAGAACCCGACGCUACGCCAGGGUCCGGCGCCGUUCAAGCCGGCGCCGACGACCGGCGCCGGCAGGGGAACGGCCGCCCCCGUUGUAGACCGCCCGCCGGUGUUCACCCGGGACGGCAAAAAGUGGCUGAUCGAGCACCAGAAGGGCAGGCAGGAUCUGGUGGUGGAGGGGGCCGAGAUGAACAACGUCGUCUAUCUGUUCAAGUGCGAGAAUACCACGGUGACGGUGAAAGGUAAGCUGAACUCGAUCACUCUGGACUCGUGCAAGAAAACGUCGGUCGUCUUCGACAGUCUGGUAUCUGUCGUCGAAUUCAUCAAUUGCCAAUCAGCGCAGAUGCAGGUGCUCGGCAAAGUGCCCACCAUCUCCAUCGACAAGACGGACGGAUGCCAAGUGUACCUCAGCAACGAGUCUUUGGAUGUGGAGAUCGUGAGGUCGGUACAUUUCUUUAUGAAAUUUGCAUGCUUUAGAUAUCAUGAGAUGGGUUUUUUUCGA
Phaedon cochleariae (mustard beetle) is the source of this 1188-nucleotide messenger RNA. The record is from the annotation of a GenBank genome assembly. Lineage: Eukaryota; Metazoa; Arthropoda; Insecta; Coleoptera; Chrysomelidae.